Daktulosphaira vitifoliae (grape phylloxera) is the source of this 1220-nucleotide messenger RNA. RefSeq lists its product as uncharacterized. The transcript is spliced from 3 exons. NCBI's taxonomy places the organism in Eukaryota, Metazoa, Arthropoda, Insecta, Hemiptera, Phylloxeridae. The record is from RefSeq and is a predicted model, not a curated record. The coding region runs from base 420 to 1220 and encodes 266 amino acids.
UCUACAGAGUUUUUAUUGACUAGAUUAUAUAUACAUUAAUGUGAAAAUUAUUCAACAAAAUCUACAAUAAAAUUAUUUUCUACAUUUCCUUUGUAUACAAGAUUUAAUUUUUGUCUUAAAUGUGUGUGUGUGUGUGUGUGUGACUGACUCAUAAACAACUUUAAAAUGUCUUAAAUGUGUGUGUGUGUGUAUGUGUGAUUAACUCAUAAACAAUUUGAGGGUGUCGUAAAUAUAUGCGAUUAACUCAUUCAUAAAGACACAGCGCUUUUAUGUUAAUGAUAAAUGUACUGCUAUAUAAAGUUGUCUUAUAACGGUUUGAAUCAGUAUUCGGCGACCUCUUUUAAAUAUGUUUAGCUGUGAUAAAUGUGAUAAAACUUUUUCUGUUAAAAGAAAUUUUGUAAGACAUCGAAUAAAACACGAUGGGAUUAGAUUUCCGUGUCAUUUAUGCAGUUCAACAUUAUCAGAUAAAAACUCACUCGUGCGUUCAAAAAGUGCAUCAUCUCACAAAAUACGGAAUUGAUUAUAAUAUAGCGAUCGGGAAUCAUCCGGAUUCGAGAACAUUACAGUCGUGUGGAAAUGAGGGUGUACCGUCGUGUACGGGCGGAAUGAAAAGAAAUUAUAAUAAUGAUGUUACGGUUAGUAGUGUACGGAUUAAACAGCGGCGAUUAGAUAAAAUUUCAUCAUCGACUUUUCAGUUAAUAGGCUCCUCGUUAAAUAAAAUCUUCUGGUUUUAUAAAAAAAAUGUGGAAAAAAUUGACGGUUAUAAAUCAUUUCUAUUUCAAAUAAAAAACGAAUUAAUAAAUAAAUUAUACGAGUGUUUGGAAAACGUUGGUCGGAUCAAAUUCAAUUUAAAAUUGGAAGCCACUUACAAUAUACCGAAUCAGUCUGACACGAACGAGAAUCGAUCUUUUAAAACUAGCGCCGUGGAAUUAUUUGCCAGUACUGAUAUCAGUACGAUUGUCGAUAACGCGUUUGAAAAAUUAAUUGAUGAAGAGAAGAAUUACGCGGGCAAGGGGAGCAAUUUUUCGUUUUUAUGUAUAGACGGGAUACUUCUAGGUGUUUAUAAAUAUUCUCCAUUGUCAGCAAACUCCUUUAUUGAAUUACCGAAAGAUAUUAAAAAUAAGUGCACUGUUAUAAAUCCGCAAAAUAUUGAUUCUUUUUGCUUUAAAUGGGCGAUAUUGGCUAAAAAAAUGAGAGGGAAAAAUAAUGCUAAUUGUUGA